CGGAAUGUUGGUCACCAUGCUAUUACUAGCCGGUACGUCGGAAAACUGUCAACGCUCUUUACAUGGUUGAUAGAGGAGUAUACCACGUGCGAUUAAAACAAAGUUGUUAAAUUGUGAGACUAAUAUCGCAAAUUCAACAUGCCUUUAGCGGUCGAUCUGUUGCACCCGAGUCCCGAGAAACAGAGGAGGUCCCACAAAAAGAAGCGGUUGGUGCAACAUCCAAACAGCUAUUUCAUGGACGUCAAGUGCCCUGGAUGCUACGCUAUCUCAACGAUUUUUUCGCACGCGCAGAGCGCCGUCCCUUGCAAGGGAUGCUCCACUAUUUUGUGCACGUCCACGGGUGGCAAAGCUAGAUUAACGGAAGGUUGCAGUUUCAGACGCAAACAGCAUUAAAAACUAUAUUUCGUAAAAUCAAUGACGAUGUAAUUUAAGCUUUGUUUAAAUAAAUUCGAAACAAGUAA
Messenger RNA from Cylas formicarius (sweet potato weevil), 461 nucleotides. It is a transcript of the gene RpS27, whose product is annotated as small ribosomal subunit protein eS27. Bases 139 to 393 code for a protein of 84 amino acids. Lineage: Eukaryota; Metazoa; Arthropoda; Insecta; Coleoptera; Brentidae. The record is from RefSeq and is a predicted model, not a curated record. Gene Ontology annotation, biological process: ribosomal small subunit assembly; translation. Gene Ontology annotation, molecular function: RNA binding; structural constituent of ribosome. Gene Ontology annotation, cellular component: ribosome; cytosolic small ribosomal subunit. The transcript is spliced from 2 exons.